Molecule: messenger RNA, 1701 nt
Organism: Hermetia illucens (black soldier fly)
Lineage: Eukaryota; Metazoa; Arthropoda; Insecta; Diptera; Stratiomyidae
Product: probable E3 ubiquitin-protein ligase makorin-1
Exons: 6
Coding region: 540-1679 (379 amino acids)
Biological process (GO): protein polyubiquitination
Molecular function (GO): ubiquitin protein ligase activity; metal ion binding
Source: RefSeq, a predicted model, not a curated record
AGUAAAGGCGAUAAGUCGGGGACCGAGAGUUCGUGUUGAAGGCUGUUUUCUCUCUCACGAAAGUAACGAUGAAACCUUUAACUGACACAUUUCUUAUCACGCAUUACUGUUGAAUAUAUUUCAGUUGUAUUCGAAGAAGUUUUCUUCACGCGCAUCUUUUUUUUUUUUGCCCGCUUAUUUUCAAAUAUCGUUUUCGACGGGCGCGCGAUUUUUCCUAUACCGUAAUUGUGUGGCGAAGUGGCGGUUUUCAAGGAAGAAUUUAUAUUUCUUUGAACGCCAUUUCGCGCGCGCGCGCGUCUUUCGUGCUUUUCAUUUUACCGUCAUCACCGUGUAAAAAAGCAAUAUAUUUGCUUUUCUUCGUCGAACAAGAGGGGUUUUGUCCAUACGGACGAGAAGCUUAAGUUCGAGUUGAUUGUGUUUUUGUUGGGUUGCGAUUGUUGGGCGCUCUAAGAAAAGCAUAAUCUACGUAUUCGGAGCAGCUGCUACUGGUGGUCGUGUGGAUUUUCUGGUGCUGGUAUUUUCGUGGUCAUUUCAGGAAAAUGGCUUCGAUCGUUGCUGCGGCUAACAAUGAUGAUCGCGUUCACUUGAUUUGUCGUUUUUACACACGCGGCAUGUGUCGGUUUGGUAAUUUGUGCCGAUUUAUUCACCCUGACCCAUCUCAACCUACAGCAGCUGGCGUUGAUGGAGGCAGCCAGCCGGCUUCAAAUAGAUUGCAUGACUCUCAUACAGCCGCGGCUACAACGUCUGCUCAGACAGACCCGAAGAAAUGGGUACUUGCACCGGUCUUUGUACCGAAAAAUCAGCAGAGAAUAAGUAUCGAGCCUGGAAGCAGUAGUUCGAACGAUAACUGCAAGGAUGAGGCUUCAGCCAGUUCAACAACAUACGCCGCUGUUGUGGUGGGUCCUGGCGGAACGGUAGUACAAUCGGAUGUCAGCUCAGAGGAGACGACGACAACCUGCCCGUACCAAUUUAAUUGUCCUUACGGCGACAUGUGUACAUAUGAGCACAAUCAAAUGUGUGAAAUGUGCGGUCGCUAUAGUCUCCAUCCGACGGACAAGGAACAGCGAAAAUCGCAUAUUGCCCUUUGCAUACAACAGCACGAGAAAGACAUGGAACUGUCGUUUGCUAUAGCUCGUUCCAAAGACAAAACUUGCGGCAUAUGCUUCGAGAUAAUCAUGGAGAAAAGUGGACGCGAGCAACGAUUCGGGAUACUACCAAAUUGCAAUCAUAUUUUCUGUCUGGAAUGCAUACGGAAGUGGCGACAAGCGAAGCAGUUCGACAACAAAAUUAUUCGUGCAUGCCCUGAAUGUCGUAUCCCAUCCGAUUAUGUUUGUCCGAGUGCCUUCUGGGUUGAAACGAAAGAUGAGAAAGAGAAGCUGAUCACCGACUAUAAAAAGGCUUUAGGAGAAAAAGAUUGCAAAUAUUUCAAAAAGGGCGAAGGGAAGUGUCCAUUUGGCAAUAAAUGUUUUUAUAAGCAUGCUCUCCCGGGUGGCGAGCGAGUCGACGUCGGCGUACCAAAACGAAACAAAAGGAAAAUUCAACGAGCAGAUGAUGAGAUUUUGGAUCUUUUCGAUUUAUAUUUAUGGGAUUUCGUUGAUCGUCGUGAAUUUCACUGGCUUGAAAUUCUAUCAAAUUUCACAGAUAGCGGAGACUCCGAUUGGUCAGAAGAUUUCGAAUAAACCAAGGAGUUAAAUGCUUCAA